UAAGGAUACCCUUCAAGACUUGGAAAGCUUAAUAUUUUAGUCCUUCUGGUCACUCAGAGCUGGUCUUAGUAUGAGAAUGGGGUUAGUCAUGACCAUACAAGAGUAGGACUCCAACACCUUGAUCAAUCAUUUAGUGUCAAAUAAGUUGUUGGACUUUCUAUUCUAUGUUUGUUUCGUAUGCCAUUGACUUAUUCGAUAUUUUUUUAGUUUAAGGUCCUAUUAGGCAUAAUUCAAUUAGAUCUGAACAUUUAUGGUAUAAUUUAACAAAAAGAAAACUUUAUGAGUUUUUCCCUAGACAGGAAUUCUGGUAGAAGUUUAUUUCUUGGCAAUCUUGGGUUGAAAAAACUCGAAACUUAGUUCACACAUGUGAAGGACAUAGAAAAAUUCUUGAAAGAGUAAUCUGCACCAAGAUUCAGCUGUGUGCAUUGAUUUAGAUGAAUGAUAUUUGUUGCAAACACAAUCAUUCUCAAAAUUGAAUAAAAUAAAAUAAAUUAGUCUUAAAAAGAAAAAUUCAAUUCGUUCUUAUUCCACUUUGUUGCGAAAAAAUGCUUCGGGGAAGAAUUUUUUAUGUGUAUAUGUGUGUGUGUUUGUGUAUAAAGCACACACAGAAUGCACAGAGCACUAAACAACGUUUAUUUUUGUAUGAAAGCUCGGUUUCUUACCAUAAUAGUAAACAAAUCAAAUUCUAAGCGAUAUUUGAUUUGAAUUGGUGCAUACAUUAAUUCUAGCAAGUGGGUGCUUUAUCCACUAUGGGGCCAGCCCAUUUGCUACAUAGCAAGGAGAGUGAUUCGGCAUGAGAUCAAUCACUCAAUGACAGAAAGAUAAAUGAAUAAUCGAAAGCACUAUCAAAUUAAGCAUUAGUUUCUUAAUCUCAUUAUUCUUUUCCCUUAAACAUGCAUUUAUGAAGUGGGUUUACAAUUAUAAUCAUGUUCUUAUACCUAAUAGAUUCCCAUGAGCUUGAAAGUUUUCAGAAAAAAGAGGUGUCAUGCUUUAUGCAUUUUACUUCCUAUAAAAGCAGAACCAAUAUGAGGCAUUAAAGAAUUGUACCAACACACCUGUUCUCUCGCAGCUUCAGCAUCCUUUAGAAGAAGGAUGAAUAUCCAAGUAAGCCGAUGGUGUGCCUCAGCCAAACCUUUCCUGUCUGUGGUGUUCUUGCAGUUUGGGCUUGCAGGAAUGGACAUUCUGUCUAAAGCAGCUCUCAACCAAGGAAUGAGCAACUAUGUUCUUGUUGUUUAUCGCCAUGCAGUUGCCACAAUUGUUAUAGCUCCUUUUGCAUUGAUUUUUGACAAGAAGGUCAGACCAAAGAUGACAAUUCCAGUCUUUGCCAAGCUAAUAGUCCUCAGCUUGCUAGAGCCUGUGAUUGAUCAGAACUUAUAUUUCUUGGGUAUGAAGUACACAACAGCAACUUUUGCAGCUGCCAUGUGCAAUAUUCUUCCUGCCAUAACCUUUGUAAUGGCUUGGAUCCUCAGGCUUGAGAAGGUCAAAAUCAAAAGCAUCAGAAGCCAAGCGAAGAUAGUGGGAACCAUAGCAACAGUAGGAGGAGCCAUGAUAAUGACACUGAUUAAGGGCCCAAUUUUAGAGCUAUUUUGGGUAAACGAAAAAGCAGAUCAUCAACAACAACAAAGAGGUGAUAUCAGCAUUCAACACACAAUCAAAGGCUCAAUUAUGAUCACAAUUGGCUGUUUCAGCUGGGCCUGCUUCAUGAUUCUUCAGGCAAUCACUUUGAAAGCUUACCCCGCUGAGCUUUCUCUCACGGCUUGGAUCUGCCUGUUGGGCACUGCGGAGGGCACUGUAUUGGCGCUGGUGAUGGAAAGAGGAAAUGCCGCCGUUUGGAGCAUUACUUGGGGAACUAAAUUGCUCGCCGCUGUUUAUAGUGGAAUAUUCUGUUCGGGACUUGCUUAUUACAUUCAAGGAAUAGUGAUGAAAGACAAAGGACCUGUCUUUGUGACUGCCUUUAGCCCAUUGAGCAUGGUCAUUGUCGCCAUUAUGAGUUCGUUCAUUCUCGGCGAGCGUCUUUACUUCGGAAGGGUACUUGGAGCUGGUGUGAUAAUUGUAGGGCUAUACCUUGUGGUUUGGGGCAAAAACAAAGAUGGAAAUGGCUCAAGUGAAGACCUCAAAUUGCCCACCAAACAAACCCAAGAAAUUGAAGCAUCUAAUUCAAUUGAUAUAAACAAUGACCCAAAAUAAUGUAAAUGAAAGGCAUAAAUAAGCUCAUAAACUAUUUUCCAUCCUUUAAUUUCUUUUAAGUGUAACAAUUGUUUCAAAAUUUUCAUUUUUUUUUUUUUGUUUAGUUUUAGAACAUUAGGGUUUUUUCGUUCGUGGGUUGCUAAGAAGGUUGUAGUUUAUGGAAAGAUGACGAUGAAUGUUGUUGAAAGGAAGAUCGAUAAUUAAAUGAUUGAGAUAAACACAAACCCGUGUUGAAUAA
Molecule: messenger RNA, 2425 nt
Organism: Cucurbita pepo subsp. pepo (vegetable marrow)
Lineage: Eukaryota; Viridiplantae; Streptophyta; Magnoliopsida; Cucurbitales; Cucurbitaceae
Product: WAT1-related protein At2g37460
Cellular component (GO): membrane
Molecular function (GO): transmembrane transporter activity
Source: RefSeq, a predicted model, not a curated record